UAUCGUUGCCAGGGUGAUGAUGCGCCGCACGACGCCGACGGAACUACACGAAGUUUGUCGAAUCAAAGUGUCAACAGUAAAUUUGUCGUUUGUUUCGGUGUUUUCGGGUUAAAAAAGUUGUAAAGUGAAUUAAAAAGGAGCUUUUCAGUGUGAAAGUGUCGUUGUUUUUGCGGGAGUUCAGUGAUAGUGCUUGUAUGUGCAGUGAUGUGGCUUUGGUUGUCGUUCAGCGGAGGGUGAAAGGCCCUAGAACGAAGAAAAUGAGAGUUGCGAAGAGAUUAAGAAGUAGCUCGGGCAGUGAUAGGGGUAGCAGGGGUGAGGCCCACGUGAAGUGUCCCCCUGAGGGACACUCGCCGGUGGACGCCCCGCCGACCCCCGAAGAAGAGGAGGCCGAUAUGGGACCCUGGCCACCCGGUACCAGUUUCAGCGCCGUCCUGCUCAGGACGGUGGUUCUAUUCCUGUUCAGCCUGCAGGCGUUCGUGUUUGCGACGGCGACGCCCUCUAGCGCGCGGUUCUACACGAUACAUUGGAACUCGUCAAACCCCAUCUUUCGUAUAGACAAUACCGACAACAUUAUAGACGUAAAUAGGAAUAAUUUAAAAUUUGAGUACGAUCAGGUGAACCUGAUCUGUCCGGUGUACACGCCCAACACGCGGGACGACGACGAGAUGGAGAAGUACAUCAUCUACAACGUGUCCAAGGACGAGUACGAGACGUGUCGGAUAACGAAUCCGAAUCCGCGGAUUAUCGCCGUGUGCGACAAGCCCUACAAGCUCAUGUACUUCACGAUCACGUUCAGGCCGUUCACGCCGCAACCUGGUGGCCUGGAAUUUCUACCAGGCCACGACUACUAUUUCAUCUCCACGUCGACCUCAGACGACCUCCACAGGAGGAUAGGCGGCCGUUGCACCACCCACAACAUGAAGAUCGUCUUCAAAGUAUGGGGCCCACCCUCCCAACCACCCACAGCUCCGCCUCAAACCCCUCCACCGCCGCGGCCCACGUGGUACCCCGUAACCCCGCCCCCGCAGCGUCCGACGCCACCCCCAGUCACGCCGCCUGCUACCAGAGCCACGCCCCUUACCACGAAAAAGUCCAAGGCCUACAACAAGCACCCGAACGAGGUGGUGAAGAGCGAGGAGCUGACGCUGGGAGGCGGGACCUGUUGGCUGGCCCCGCCCCGGAUAGGCGUGAUUAUGCUUGCGACGGGCGUGGCGAUAGUUUUGGCGCAGUGGCGAUGAACUCGAUAGUUUUUUGUGAGAAUCGAACCACCUUGUUGUUGUUUUACCUUUAAACGUACCCGACCGUGUAUUUUCGUGAUAUAUAUUUAUAAAAUAUAGAAAAAAUGGACUGGUUGGUGGUCAGAAACCAGAAAAAGAAGUCCCGUUCUACCCUGAUGUCCUCUUAUGAGAAAAAUUGUGAUACCUAACCUCUUUUUUCCCCCUUCGUGUGUUCGUGCGGGAUUUAAACGGACACCCUGUACGAUAAAACGGAACUAGGACAGUAUGUAUGUGCGUGUACUCGUCGAUAAACCGGAAAUGUUGAGAAGGAACAAGGAAACACUGCAUUUAUUUAUACGUUACACGUAUUUCGGCAGGGCUAUAUCUCUAAAUCAUUUUAUAUACAGCAAAAUAAUGCCUUGUUUAAACACUGUAAAAGUCGGUCCUAUUCUCUUAUCUUUCUAACAUCUCUAAAAAAAUAAAGUCGAUAUAAAAAAGUUCGAUAAGGUCGCCCAUCCUUAUACAAACUUACAUUUAAAUCUAAUAAAUGUUGAAAUUCUUUAUUUUUAAUGGUAUACAGGGUGGGUUUUUUUUAAUAAUAACUUUAAUAUUAUUAUCGAUAUCUUUAUGAAACUUCAUACACGUUUUCUAUGCAUCGAGAAGUCUCUUUUGAUGUACAAACAAUUUUAUUAACUUCGACCAUGCUUCAAAUUAUAUUUAUAUUUGGAGAAAAAAAUGGUACGCUACUGACUUUUCUUUUAUAAACGAUUUUCAUCCGGAAAGAUAUCUAUAAUAACAUUAGAAUUUUAAUGAAAACCAUUUUCCAAAAGGAAUACCCCGUAUAUGUCUUGUUUAAUUUUAGAGAUGCAGCCUUGUCAGAAUAUAUCACCGUUCUGUGGUCCCCUAAAAUGUUAUACGAGAAAUAACAAAAAAUUGAAAAAAAUACAACAAAAAAUGUUUACUAUAAUAUUUAUUAUUUAAGAAUACGGUAUAAAAAAAAAUAAACCCCUCUCACACUUAAUAUAUUUAUAUCAAGCGAUGAUAAAUGUGUGGUCCUAAUAACCGUGUAUACACAUCGUAUCGAACUUUUUUCCGUCAGAAAAAAUCGACUUUUUAAAGGUUUAGAAGAAUAACGUCAAAAAACUAAUGAGAAUACGAAUGACAAUAAUAAUUAUAAAUAUACACUCGAUACUGAAUAAAAAAGAAAAAAAACUGACAUUUAAAAAAGUAAAAAGAUCGAUAUGGAGAAAAAAGUUCGAUACGAUCGCCCAUCUCUACACAAA
Sitophilus oryzae (rice weevil) is the source of this 2500-nucleotide messenger RNA. Its product is annotated as ephrin-A4. The transcript is spliced from 5 exons. Gene Ontology annotation, cellular component: plasma membrane. Gene Ontology annotation, biological process: ephrin receptor signaling pathway; axon guidance. Gene Ontology annotation, molecular function: ephrin receptor binding. Bases 195 to 1238 code for a protein of 347 amino acids. The record is from RefSeq and is a predicted model, not a curated record. NCBI's taxonomy places the organism in Eukaryota, Metazoa, Arthropoda, Insecta, Coleoptera, Curculionidae.